CUUUUCCUGGACGACACCAAAGUCAAGAACUUCAUCACCUGCUUCAAAGACGUCGCCUUCCUCACUUUCUUCUUCAAACGAUUGGAACGGAACCGGAGCGGUCGUUACGAAGAAGAAUUCCCUUUUCUUUCCCUUUGCGGUCGCGAACGUAAUUUCCUUCGUUGCGACGAUCGUCCCAUCGUCUUCACCCAACUCUUGAGCGACGCCGCUCAACGACGGUUCCUCUCCUACUGCGGCGCCGGCGAAAGGUUGACCGUACCCUUUCAACCGGAGAGUUUGGUCAUGUUACCGACUAACGGACGGCUCUACCACCCGGCGCCGGCGAAAGCGGGCGGCGUCGGUUUGGUACGGUCGGCGUUGGCCAUGGAAUGGAGUUCCUCUUUCGAGUACGGAGAAGGAUGGACGCGACCCCCCACCCAUUUUUUUUGGGAAGGGCGACGGUACCGCCUGACCGAGGAAUUGCUGCCUUUCGGCAGCGAUUUAUUAACGGGGUUAAUUAAUCGGCGGAAGGAAGAUCUGGACGCCGAUCCCGUCCCGGUGACAUGA
This is a messenger RNA of Charadrius vociferus (killdeer), 546 nucleotides long. RefSeq names its product chromosome unknown open reading frame, human C8orf82. NCBI's taxonomy places the organism in Eukaryota, Metazoa, Chordata, Aves, Charadriiformes, Charadriidae. The annotation marks the transcript as partial. The transcript has 3 exons. The record is from RefSeq and is a predicted model, not a curated record.